This is a messenger RNA of Suillus paluster, 1787 nucleotides long. Its product is annotated as voltage-dependent anion channel. Gene Ontology annotation, molecular function: sulfite transmembrane transporter activity. The transcript has 5 exons. The record is from RefSeq and is a predicted model, not a curated record. Bases 305 to 1519 code for a protein of 404 amino acids. Gene Ontology annotation, biological process: transmembrane transport; sulfite transmembrane transport. Gene Ontology annotation, cellular component: plasma membrane. Lineage: Eukaryota; Fungi; Basidiomycota; Agaricomycetes; Boletales; Suillaceae.
CUGGACCGUUGAUUUCCCCGUGAUCAGCUCUACAUCCAUGACAAAUACCCUUACAAACUUUGUCAGUCAUCGAUGCCAUCAUCCAUGACGAAUGCCCUUAGAAACUUGUCAACGUUAUUCGGUGUCGAAGUUAAACUGUACAGCUGCUGGCAUUGCCAAUUGAUCUAGCGUUCAUAGAUGAUCCGUGAGAUGACAUAUAUGUUGUGGUGCACGGUGGGUCAUAGACUGGCAGUCAUACAAGUGUCUCCCUUUCCUUGAGCGCAGAUAUCUGAUUAGGUUCUGGAAUUCAAUCAGCCUCAUCAUUAUGCUGGUGGCACCUCCGCGCAAAUCAUGGAAGGAAUGUAUACAGAAUUUUACCUGGGCCUGGCAUACAGUGAUCAUGGGCACUGGCGCUACAUCUGCCCUGGUCCACGCGUUUCCGUACGGAAACGGUAGUCCAGCGAUCAAGGUCGCCACUUUGAUCAUUUUCUUUCUCAAUCUCCUCCUCUUUGUCUUUUUUACUGGGGCAACCAUCGCGAGAUACGUGAUGUUCCCUGACAUCUGGCUCAAGAUGAUCCGACAUCCAACCCAGGGUUUAUUCAUGGGUGCAUUUCCAAUGGGAGCUGCGACAUUAAUUAACAUAGCACUGGUAGCGCAUCAAGAAUGGAACUUUGGAGGCAUUGGUUUUCUAUAUACCCUUUGGGGUUGCUGGUGGCUCGACUCAAUCGUAUCGUACCUCAUCGCUUUUGGAAUGCUGCAUGCGAUGAUGGUGGAGCAGAAACAUACCCUUGAGAGUGUGAACACUCUAUGGCUAUUUCCAGUUGUCACUCUUAUCGUUGCAUCUUCAACUGGUGGUUUACUCUCCACUGCGCUUAAAGCUCAGUCGAUGAAGUUUGCCAUCUGGACAGCUCUGUUUUCGUUGACUAUGGUUUUCAUUGGUCUCAGUCUCGCGUUGAUGGUGAUCACGAUAUACCUCGCACGCCUCAUCGCAAAUGGCCCACCAGAGAAGCCACUCGUUUUGUCUGCUUUCCUCGCAUCGGGUUCUCUCAGUCAGGGAGGAUACUCGCUCAUCAUCAAUGGCCAGAACCUAUCCGAAAUCCUUCCGCUGUAUGUCCCAGGCACGUUCCCAGAGGUAGCAGCUGCAGGACAGAUGGUAUUCUCGUUCUGUUUCUGCGGAGCUUACAUCCUGUGGUCGAUGGGCAUCUGCUGGAUCAUUAUCUCCUCGAGUUCCAUAUUUAGCGUGCUCAAAAAGGAGGGGAGCAUACCUUUUUCCAUCACGUAUCAAGGGUUGAUCUUCCCGAAUGCUGUAUUUGCGCUUCUCUCAGUGCAGCUUGGCAAUGUUCUGAACAGCGGCUUUUUCCAUGGGUUUGGUGCUGCAUGGACAGUUAUCGUCUUCAUCCUGUGGCUGAGUAUCUUUGCAAGAACCAUCCCAGCAGUCAUCGACAGGUCCAUAUUUGUUGCGCCAGAUAUCGCAGCUCUACCCUUACCACUUCAUAUUAACGAAUUUAAACUGCAGGAAGCAGUUAUAUCAAUACCAUAGCUAGAUACCAAGUAAUUUCAUGGGAACUUCGUGGAUAUGUAGUUCCUUUUGGAAGUACAUGUCGCUGGCCGACUGUGACGGUCGCCUUGGGCGUUACCAAACACCACCGAAGAUGGAAGAGCCGAGGCCUAAGGAUACGAGCCUUGGCAUAGAUGCGUAUAGAUGUGUUCUAGUAUUUUCUUUGCAAGGACUCCUGCCUUCGGUCGGUCCUUCAUGUUUAUAGUAGCAACUCAGGAAAUACAAUAUUAGCGCAGUACAUACUGAGAAA